This is a messenger RNA of Moneuplotes crassus, 448 nucleotides long. The record is from the annotation of a GenBank genome assembly. Lineage: Eukaryota; Ciliophora; Spirotrichea; Euplotida; Euplotidae.
GUCCCUCCUGGAUCCAAUCUUGCCACCACAUCCAAGCCAGCCCACCCCCAGCACUCCCUGAACUUGGGCUCUAAGCUUCCUUCUUGAUCGGUGAGACAGUUCCAGCAGAAGGAAGCUUCAAGGAGCCGGCUUCAGCUUGAAGCUGAGGCCGAUUUUUCCAGCUUUGGCUGUGACCGUGAGGGUCAGUAGAAGAAGCAGGAGGAUGGGCGAGGAGAAAAGGGGCUUAAGGGGGUGAGGAGGAUUGGUGUUUUGGGGCUGAAAGAGCAGGGUAGUGCCUAGCGAGGAUUUUGGCAUGAGCAUUAAGAAGAUUUCUUUAGCUUGCGGAGAAGUGCUGAUGAAAAAAUGUGCUUGAUGUAUUAGAGAUUUUUACAAUGUAUGGGUAUGUCAUUUCUCAUAUUUUUUUAUUAUUGUUCUUCAUAUUGUAUUAUUUUAUCAUAGUUGGAUGUAA